AUGAAUGAAAUAAAAUCUCUAGAACACCCAACUUUGAAGGUUCCAUAUGAAAUUUUCAACAAAAGAUACAGAAAUGCUCAGAGGGUGUUAGAUGUUGAAGCUAGACAAGUAGCUUCGUCUGUGAGUGAUAUUGACACAGUAACCAAGAAAGGUGCUACAGCCGCUGAAAUAGACUCACUACUUGGUGGAAUGGUUGAGAAGCUAACAACAAUGAAGCGAAAAGCAUCAGAAGCAAUAACAGAAGAGGUCCAAGCUGCAUUUGUAUGUAAGAAACGCCUGGAACAUCUUAAGGAGCAGGCUGAAGCACUUGCUGACCCUAAUGCACCUCAAGCUAAGACGCAAAUGAAUCAAUGGCGCAAAGUGCGAUUGGACAGGAUGCUAGUAGAUUACUUUCUACGCAACGGAUAUUACGAUUCUGCCAAUAAACUGGCAGAUGCACGGGAUCUUAGAGAUUUGACAAAUGUUGACAUCUACAUGGCGGCGGCGGAGGUGGAGCGCGAGCUGGCGGCGCGGCGCACGGCGCGCUGCCUGCAGUGGUGCGCCGACAACCGCUCCAAGCUGCGCAAGCUCAACUCCACCAUGGAGUUCAACAUACGCAUACAGGAGUUCAUAGAGCUAGUGCGUGAAGAUAAGCGUCUGGAGGCGGUGCGGUACGCGAAGAAACACUUCUCAGCUUACGAGGAGGGCCAGUUAGAGGACAUACAGCAUUGUAUGGGCAUGCUAGCCUUCCCUAAGGACACUGAGGUGGAGCCGUACAAGUCGCUGCUGUCGCCGUCACGGUGGCCGGCGCUGGUGGUGCAGUUCCGCGUGUCGCACGCGCGGCUGCUGCACCCGGCGCGGCUGGCGGCGCUGCCGGCGGCGCUGCAGCUGGGGCUGGCGGCGCUGAACACGCCGCAGUGCGCGGGCCCCGGCGCGGCGCGCGCGCCCGCCUGCCCCGCCUGCGCGCCGCCGCUGGACGCGCUGGCCGCCACGCUGCCGCACGCGCACUGCUCGCACUCGCGCCUGCUGUGCCGCAUCUCGCGCCUGCCGCUCAACGAGCACAACCACCCGAUGGUGCUGCCCAACGGGCAGGUCUACGGGGAGAAGGCCCUAAAAGAAAUGGUGAAGGAACACGGAUCAAUAAUUUGCCCGAAAACGAAGGAAGUGUUCAGUAUGGACCGCGUAGAGAAAGUCUACGUUAUG
Molecule: messenger RNA, 1182 nt
Organism: Brenthis ino (lesser marbled fritillary)
Lineage: Eukaryota; Metazoa; Arthropoda; Insecta; Lepidoptera; Nymphalidae
Source: the annotation of a GenBank genome assembly